Messenger RNA from Equus caballus (horse), 1944 nucleotides. RefSeq names its product paraneoplastic antigen Ma6F. The record is from RefSeq and is a predicted model, not a curated record. Lineage: Eukaryota; Metazoa; Chordata; Mammalia; Perissodactyla; Equidae.
AUGCUGCGGGACUGGUGCAGCUGGAUAGGCAUGAACGCAAAGCGCUCCCCGCUCAUCAUGAGCAUCCAGGACUGCGAGGACCGGGAAUUCCAGGAGGCCGUGCGGGCUGCCCUGUGGCCCCUGGGCAGGUACCGAGUGCUGGGCAACGUCUUCAGAAAGGAGCUCGGGUUCAGGGUCGCCUUGGUGGAGUUCACUGAGUAUUUAAAUCGAAGUUUGGUCCCCCGACAGAUACCAGGCAAGGGGGUCUGGGAUGUGUUCUUCCUGCCCCAGGGCCCUGAUUCUGAGUCACGGGAUAGACCCAAUUUCCCUGCACAGCCCCAGAGGCAAGCAGUGGCUGGCAGGGCAGGUGUGGCCGGAGCUGCAGGGGACGCUGGACUUACAGGUGUGGCAGGAGGUUCAGGUGAGGCUGGAGCCCCAGGUGCUGCAGGUGCCCCAGGUGAGGCAGGAGCUAAAGAUGUGGCAGGAUCUGCAGGUGAAGAAAGAGCUGUAGGUGAGGCAGGAGCUCUAGGUGACGAAGGAGCUGCAGGUGUGGCAAGAGCCAUCAACGAGGCAGCAGCCCGGAGCCAGCACUGGCGGCAGACGUUGCAGUCUCUGCUCGAUGCUAUGGCCUACCGGGUACUGAGAAGGUUUUCUGGGGUGGAAGAGCCGGGCUGUGGAGAAGAGUCUUUUGAGAACUGGCUGCACCAUGCCAACGACACGCUGUACCUGUGGCGCCACAUGUCAGAGAGGGAGAGGAGGAGGAGACUGGUGGAGAGCUUGGGUGGCCCCGCGCUGGAUCUCAUAUGCGGCCUCCUGGAGGAAAAUCCCGACACCCCUGCGCAGGACUGCCUGGCCGCGCUGGUGCAGGUGUUCGGGAGCAAGGACGCCCAGAUGACCGCACGGCUGAAGUUCCUGACUUGUGCGCAGAGGCCCCAGGAGGCUCUCUUUGCCUAUGUGAUGCGCCUGGAAGGCCUGCUGCAGGCGGCCUUGGAGAAGGGGGCCAUCCGGCCCGCCAUCGCAGACCAGCUGCACGCCAGGCAGGUGCUGAUGCAGGCCCGGCCCAACGAGACGCUCGAGAACAAGCUGAGGAGGAUGCGUCUGGAGAGGAGGCCGCCUGGCUUCCUGGGGAUGCUGCAGCUCAUUCGGGAGACGGAGGCGUGGGAGGCCGUCCCGGCUAGAAGUGAGCAGUUCCAGGCAAAGGAAAGUGCCCCCGUGGACAGCAGAGGCUUGGCCGUCGCCCAGGCCACCCCAGACAAUGAAGAUGCCAACAAGGCCUCCACAGUAAAUAAAAAUGCUGCUGAGAUCAAUUCUGCCAUAGAAAGUCCUGCCCCAGCCAAUGCAGAUUCUGCUGAGGCUUCCUCAACCAAAGAAGAUGCUGUUUCUCUUGAAGAUGCUGCUGAGAUUGCGUCUAGUGAAGGGACCACCAAGGCCUCCCCUGCCACUCAGAAAGAUGAAAAUGCUCCCACUCCUGCAGGGCUAGGUCAGGCAGGACCCUUAGAGGCCCCUGGGGGCCCCACCCCUGCCCAGAUGGGCAGUGCUUCUGGGGUGGGCCCAGGAGGUCCUGGUGGUGACCCAGAGGGCCUUGCUCAGGCAGGAAACAAGGAGGCUGAGCAGACCCCCGAGGAGGGGCUCAAGGCCAUCCAGGAGGAGCCGGGAAACAAGGACAGGGCUGAGGAGAUGAGCCGCCCCGAGUUCUCCUCAGGCAAGUAGGCUCAGAAGGCCCAGGGGCCCUCUCUCCUCCCAGGCAGCAGAGCCCUGGAGGCAGGGGGAGGCGAGGCCAGGGUAGCCGCCUCACCCCACAUGGGGAGCAGGCCCAGAGAGGGGCCUAAUCAGCCCAAAGCAAGCCCCCGGCUCCCCACGUUCCCCAAGGGGCCCUAUGCCCCACCUUCAGCCCUUCCAAGUGACCAAGAAUGACCAUGUGUUACCCUAAAUGGGGAGGGGAGAGGUGCGCCCCCGCCCAUAGCA